This is a messenger RNA of Astrephomene gubernaculifera, 2748 nucleotides long. The record is from the annotation of a GenBank genome assembly. Lineage: Eukaryota; Viridiplantae; Chlorophyta; Chlorophyceae; Chlamydomonadales; Astrephomenaceae.
CCCUACUGCUCACUUAUACUGUUGUUCUUGCUGGUUUUUAUAGUCAGAUAAGAAUUAGUCUGGUUUCUCAGCUCGCGUGCUUGUAAAGGUGGCGGUGGGUGAGCCAAGAUGUUGCCUGCAGGUUUAGAUGACUUCAUGAGUCAUGUCCUUUCGCAAAUUGCAAGCAGUAACGGAUUUGAUAUUAGGUUCCCCGGGCAUGGGGAUGAUGGGGAGAACGACGGCAGCGGCGACGACGAUGUCGCACCCCUGGCAAGACACUCUCCACUUGGCCCACAAGACGAGGACAGCUUCCGCCACUUCCUAGCCCAACUCCGCGACCCCGCCACCUCCGCCCCAACCAAAGUCGCCCUCAUGCACCGCCUGCUAGCCGACCUCCGAGCCGCCACCGCCCGCCAGCCGCCGCGAGCCCUGCUUGCCGUACCGGGGGCCGUCGCGCAGCUCUGCGCCCUCGUCACCAGCGACUGGCCGCGGCGAGGCGACUUGGCGGCGUCGGCCGCCGACGUGGACCUGGUAGUGGCGCUGCGGCCGCCACCGCCGCCCACGGGUAACGCCGGCGGCAGCGGCAGUAAUGCGCGCCGGCGGCAGGCGGCGGCGGCUGCCGCCGCCGCCCCCCGCAUCACCCGUCUACCCCACCACAGCCUGCGGCGUGUCACCACCGCCGUAUUAACCGAGCUGGCUCGCUGGUUGGAUUCCGUCAAUGCAAUGUGGGACGCACUGUUCUUUCAGCACCUGCCCACCAUCCUAGCAGAUCUGGCCGAGCGGUACAAGUACGGACAAACGUAUGGCAGGAUGUACGGCAGAGGUCAGCGUACGGAUCAGGGGCAGUACAUGUACGAACGGCUCCUAACCCUGUGUUCAGAAAGUGCGGCGGAGAGUACUGUCGUACGGCAUUUCGUGGCGAACAAACUGUUCGACGUGGUUGUACAGCGCUACCCCAGAUUGGACGUACGCAAUGCAAGGCGAUCCGCUUGGCCCAGGCUGCGACCUCGGCCCAUGGACGAUGACUGCUGCCCCUACUCCGCAUGCUCCUGGCCCGCACGACCCGGGCCCCAGUGUGACAGCGAGGGGGUCACCGCCUGGUUUGAAUCCCAGCUGGAUUCCGAUUCCGGCUCCGAGGCUGCUGGGCGCGAGGACGAGGAGGCCGAGGCCGAGGCCGAGGAGGGGGGUGCGGGGGGUGCGGUGUCGUGGUUGGGUCGGCGCGCGGUGAACGCUGGUGCGGGUGCGGAGGUGCCUCAGCUGGCUGCGCCCGACGUGCCCCCCUCCCGGCUCUUGGGGGUGCCGCCGGGCAUGGAGGGGAUGUUCGGUGCGGAUGUGGAGCCGGGGCCAGACAGCCGGGACCCGCUGCCCACCGCCUUCCUGCGCUUCCUCUCCUGCAGCUGGCCCAGCCUGCCGGCGGAGGCUCGGCUGCGGCCGCUGCAGCGGGGGCUGCUGGCGGCACUGACGGCCUUUCCCGCGGACACCUCCUCGCGGCAGCUGCUGGAGGGGCCGCUCAUGUACCGCAUGCGGGAGGCCUACCACGGCGCCGUGCUGCACCAGUUCGCCGCCCUGCGCUCCGCCGACGCCCGCCUGCGCGACCGCGCCGCGCGGCUGCGGCUGGCGGGCAACCAGGCGUUCAAGGCGGGGCAGCUGGAGGCGGCGCUGCAGUGCUACACGCAGGCGGUGGCGCUUGACUGGGACGAGCCGGUGCACCGGAACAACAGGUGCUUCACGCUGACCAAGCUGGGGCGGCUGGCGGAGGCGCGUGCGGAGGGGCUGCACAGCCUGGCUUGCGACCCGCGCAACGCCCGCUCCUGGUCCCGGCUGGCGGCGGUGUUUGAGGCCCUCAAGCAGCCCCAGGCGGCCCAGCUGUGCUACCGGCAGUCCCUGUCGCUGCUGGCCCCCCGGGGGGACGAGGAGCUGGAGGGCAGGGUGCGGGGGGUGGAGCUGCAGCUCAAAGUUCCGCGCCCUGGAGGAAAUGGUGGAGGAGUCGCUUCUGUUCGUGCGCGGCGGCGCGGAGGGGCCCCCGAGCCCGGAGUCCCGCAGCCCGCAGCUGACCGCCGCCACCUCCUCCGAGGCCUACGUCGCCACUGUGACGCUGCUGCCGCUGUGGGAGGCGGCGUGUGCGGUUGAAGAGGCGCCCCGGGUGCGGCAGGACAUGGGCGUUCGCUGGAACCUCAGUUGGUCGGAUAUGGGAAUACGGGAGCCUAACACCGGCCUGGUGUACUACAUGAUAACCUGCAUGGACGGGGCGACGUGCGUCACACGCGCGGGGGGGCGGAUGAUCCAGGGCAAGCCGCGGCUGGCUGUGCUGCGAGUUAUGCUGUGCGCCGCCAUGGCGCGACCAAUCAAGGGGGAGCCCAUGCGGCCGCACAGCGUGUUCCUGGCGCACCGGGCCGUGCCGUACUACGCGCAGCUGAAGGCCGUGUUCGAGCCCAUGAAGGUCGAGAUCGUCUGCGAAACACAACACGAGGCGGAUCAGUCCGCUGCCAACUACAACACCGACCCAGCCGGCUACAACCAGCGGGACCACUACGGUGACGAGAUAUCGGACGAGGUGGCGGCGGCAGCAGCAGGAGGAAGAGGCGGCAGCAGCAGCAGCGGCGGCGGCCAGCGCGUCUCAGCAGCAGCCACGGCAGCCGCAGCCUCCCCCCGGCAGCAGCCGCGGCACCCCACCGAGGUCCUCAGCGAUGACGACGCGAGUGCGACCUAUCGGGUGAUGCUGGCGGAGGCGGCAGAGGAGGCGGAAGCGGGAGCGGGAGCGGCGACGGG